AUGAGAGCUGCUUCCUCCUCUCUCCUCGUUGUUGCUAGCGCCGCCCUACGGAGGCUGGGGACAAUCUCCUACGACGCGGGGGGGUGUGGUGGUGUGUGUGUGGCAGUUCUGCUCGAGAAGCAAAGGAAAAAGCGUCGGCGCCAUCGGAGAAAGGAGCAACCUCUUGGAAGGCUCCCUCCUAUUACGAGAGCUGCUUGCUUAAGCAGGCAGGAGGCGAUUCUCUUCGGGGGAAUAAAUCAAAGCGGCGGGUACUCUCUCCACUACGAGAGGUGCUAG
Linum trigynum is the source of this 276-nucleotide messenger RNA. The record is from the annotation of a GenBank genome assembly. NCBI's taxonomy places the organism in Eukaryota, Viridiplantae, Streptophyta, Magnoliopsida, Malpighiales, Linaceae.